Messenger RNA from Coregonus sp. 'balchen', 3248 nucleotides. Lineage: Eukaryota; Metazoa; Chordata; Actinopteri; Salmoniformes; Salmonidae. The record is from the annotation of a GenBank genome assembly.
AUGGGCAAGGAGAAGCUUCACAUCAACAUUGUGGUGAUCGGCCAUGUGGACUCAGGCAAGUCGACCACCACAGGCCACCUCAUCUACAAGUGUGGGGGCAUCGAUAAGAGGACCAUCGAGAAGUUUGAGAAGGAGGCCGCUGAGGUAUGGAGGUGGCCAGACACAAGUAGCUAAACGAAACCACUCUUUCUGGUGGGAAUGUAUAUAAGGUCUAUCCUGUUGUUAUGCAGGAUCGAUAAGUUGGAGUCUAUUGUCAAACCUUACGCCAAGCUCUGUAUUUCAGGGAUAUGGUAUGAUUCCACUUUGAAUCCAUACCAUUGAACUGAGCAUUGACUUAUUUAUCUCUCUAUCUCUCUCUCGAUUUUGUUCAACAAAGUUAAAAGAGACAAACAAACGGCACUGACUUUUGACAUUCAUUUGGUCUCUCUUUAGAUGGGGAAGGGCUCGUUUAAAUAUGCCUGGGUGCUGGACAAGCUGAAGGCAGAGAGGGAGCGAGGCAUCACCAUCGACAUCUCCCUGUGGAAGUUUGAGACUAGCAAGUACUACGUCACCAUCAUCGACGCCCCGGGACACAGGGACUUCAUCAAGAACAUGAUCACUGGCACCUCUCAGGUAUGGGCUGCAGACACUACCGUAUCCAUCUGUCACUAAACAUGGACCCUGACUAAAAGUUUAGCCAUGGGCCUUUUUAUUUGGUACAUAUGGGCCCCAAAACUAGAAGAAAGAAGAGCAUGAAUCAUAUUAAACAUGUCUUCUUUACUCUUAGAAAACAAAACCUUUGACCAGGAUUACGUUGGCUACUCUGAAAAUCAAACCGUUAUUCCCGGAAUCCAUAAAUGGCACCAUUUCAUUUUUGUAUUAUGUUUGCUAGAAGAAAUUGCUUAUUUUUUCAUGUAACACUUUAUGCUUUCAAAACUGCUUUCAAAUGCAAACAAAAUUAAACGUCAUGGUCGCUCCCCGUCUCCUUCUCGCCACAGGCGGACUGUGCCGUGCUCAUCGUGGCGGCGGGCGUGGGCGAGUUCGAGGCGGGCAUCUCCAAGAAUGGGCAAACCCGCGAGCAUGCCCUUCUGGCCUACACCCUAGGGGUCAAGCAGCUGAUCGUAGGGGUCAACAAGAUGGACUCCACCGAGCCCAACUACAGCCAGAAACGCUAUGAGGAGAUUGUGAAGGAAGUCAGCACCUAUAUUAAGAAGAUUGGUUACAACCCGGAUACGGUGGCCUUCGUUCCCAUCUCUGGCUGGAAUGGGGACAAUAUGCUGGAGGCUAGCCCUAACGUUAGUAUUCUUCUUCUUCUACUUAUCUUUUUCCAAGGCAGGGUGACACUUUAUAUUCCUAGGACGCCACCUUAUUACACAAUAGAGUUGCAGAUGCAGUCGUGCACACCUCCACUGAAUUACACUGCCCAAUUAGUAUAACUGCAAUUGGAUGAAAAGGUUAGUUUUACAAGGUGUGUUAAUGCAUAUUACUUAUGUAGGCCAUAACGCUUAAGUUAUGCUUGUUCCUAAUAUUUUGUCUGUUCCCUGUAGAUGACAUGGUUCAAAGGGUGGAAGAUCACCCGUAAAGACGGCAACGCCUCUGGAACCACCCUGCUGGAGGCCCUGGACGCCAUCCAGCCCCCCUCCCGCCCCACAGACAAACCCCUCCGCCUGCCACUACAGGACGUCUACAAGAUAGGAGGUGAGGCCCUGGGAGGUGGAGAUCACCUUACUGGGGAGGAGCUUGUGGGCCCCCCUGCCUUGCGGGGAGGGGCUACGCCAGUGGCUUUGGGUCAAUUCCAUUUAAAUGGUCAAUUUGGCUAGUGUGGUGCAAUGAAAGCCAAAGGGUUUUGAGUUGUUUUUCAGCUCUUACAUUAAUUUUAUUUUGAUGUUAUACCUUGCACUCAGUCUGUGAUUCAAUCCGGGCUGCGUUCGAUCCGCAAUCUAGCACGCUUGACAUUUUACGGGAAUUUACAAUUAAGCUGACAUCUGCAGCGUUGACCUUGAAUGCGAUCUCUGCGAACGCGGAAACAUUUCCAUUAAAAGCUACAAUGUCUACAAGUGCAAUCGGAUUGAAUCCUGGCCUCAGAGACUUGAAAGAUUGCCUAAAACCUUUCAUGCCUCUCACCUCCCUCUCUCCCAGGUAUUGGUACGGUCCCGGUGGGGCGGGUGGAGACGGGCAUGAUCAAGCCAGGCAUGGUGGUGACCUUUGCCCCCGUCAACGUGACCACAGAGGUCAAGUCAGUGGAGAUGCACCACGAGGCGCUAACCGAGGCCAUGCCCGGAGACAACGUGGGCUUUAACGUCAAGAAUGUGUCGGUAAAAGACAUACGGCGAGGGAACGUGGCUGGAGACAGCAAGAAUGACCCGCCGAUGGAGGCGGCCAACUUCACUGCACAGGUCUGGAUAGGAGAGUUAGCUGUGGAGAACAUUGUGUGUCUGGAUUGAAACAAGUCAUACAGACACCAAUUAACAUGCUGUUUUUGUGUGUGUCAUGAACACCAUUCACCACACUUUUUAAGAAGGAACAAAUAGCAUAGAGUCACAAAAAUGACAAGUGUGUGUGUUUCCUCCCUCCUCCCCCAGGUCAUCAUCCUGAACCACCCAGGUCAGAUCAGUGCCGGCUACGCCCCUGUGCUGGACUGCCACACGGCCCACAUCGCCUGUAAGUUCGCUGAGCUGAAGGAGAAGAUUGACCGGCGUUCAGGCAAGAAGCUGGAGGACAACCCCAAGGCCCUGAAGUCUGGCGACGCUGCCAUCGUUGACAUGGUCCCCGGGAAGCCCAUGUGUGUGGAGAGCUUCUCUGAGUACCCACCUCUUGGUAAGUGAUGUGUGUGUGUGUGUGUGUGUCCUCAACCCAGACCCCUAUUGGGGGACAGAUGACAUGUACCUUUGUCAUAUCGAUAUUACAGAACAUGCUCUGUUCAUGAGAUAAGAAGUUAUCCCGUCCUUCUUCAGUCUUGGUGCUUCUCGUCUAGAACUAAUCACAUUUUCCAUUUAGUGAAGUUGGGGCUGUUUUCAAAGUGCUACAGUUGAUCACAAAUGUCAUUGUAUCAUGUGUUAUAAAGCCUGCAAUAGACUGAAAUACGUUUAUAAUAAAGUCAUUACAAAUAUGACUUACAUUUGAUCAUUCUCUCCAUCCUCCCAGGGCGCUUUGCGGUGCGUGACAUGCGUCAGACGGUGGCGGUGGGCGUGAUCAAGGCAGUGGAGAAGAAGGCUCCGUCCACGGGCAAGGUCACCAAGUCGGCCCAGAAGGCCCAGAAGGUCAAAUGA